AAAAGAAAUACCCAUAUAUGUUUAGAGUGAGAGAACGGAUGAUGGCUUUUGCGGACAGAAACCCAAAUUCCGGUUUCGAUGGGGAGAGAUGAGCAGUGAAGCUAGACUAUUAUUUACAGAUACAAGGAAAGAUCGGAGAAGUUCCGAUCUUCGAUCUUCUGCCGACCAUCAGAGAAGGAGAAGAAAGAGGUAAAGACUAAUUAAGAAACGGUAUGUGGGAUCUCAACGACUCGCCUGAUCGGAGGAGUGAGGAGGAGGAGUGGGAGGGCUACUCUGUUGACGGAGAUGAUGAGAAGGGGAAAGGGGUUGGAUCCGUUUCUAAUGACAAUUCGAGUUCUUCUGCUGUGGUUAUUGAAGAUGGAUCGGAGGAAGAAGAGGAAGAGGACGGCGAUGAUGGUGGUGAAGGAACGCGUAGGAAGAAGAGCAGUAAGAUCUUUGGUUUCCCUGUGACGACUAACAACGGCAACAACAACUGUUCUUCAGAGAGUGAACAGGUUGUGACCCGGCAGUUUUUUCCGACGGAGGAACCGGAAAUGGGGACGACCCAGGGUUCUGCUUCCGCUCCUUUCCCAAGGGCUCACUGGGUUGGCGUUAAAUUCUGCCAGUCUGAACCCCUCGCUGCCACUGUUAAGGCCGCCGAGGUUUCGCAGCCAAUGAAGAAGAGCCGCCGGGGGCCCAGGUCUCGAAGCUCUCAGUAUCGUGGUGUCACCUUUUAUAGGAGGACUGGCCGUUGGGAGUCUCACAUAUGGGAUUGUGGAAAGCAAGUUUAUCUGGGUGGAUUUGACACUGCUCAUGCAGCUGCGCGUGCCUACGACAGAGCAGCUAUCAAGUUUCGGGGAGUUGAAGCAGAUAUAAAUUUCAGUAUUGAAGAUUAUGAGGAAGAUAUGAAACAGAUGAAAAAUUUAACAAAGGAAGAAUUCGUACAUGUGCUUCGCCGCCAAAGCACCGGCUAUCCGAGAGGAAGUUCUAAAUUCAGAGGAGUUACUUUGCACAAAUGUGGAAGAUGGGAAGCUCGCAUGGGCCAGUUCUUGGGCAAAAAGUAUGUUUACCUGGGCCUAUUCGACACCGAGAUUGAAGCAGCCAGGGCUUACGAUAAAGCUGCCAUCAAGUGUAAUGGGAAGGAAGCUGUGACCAACUUCGAUUCCAGCAUUUAUGAGACCGAGCUCAAUUUGGCCGGCAAUGAUGCCGAGCACAACCUGGAUUUGAGCUUGGGCAGCUCAGCCUCCAAAAGGGAAGGUCGUGAAUCGGGGGAUGACAAUCGAUCAAGUGCUACCAUGGACUAUCAAUCCUCUUCUUCGCCGAUGCCGUUUGAACCAGACUGGGGAACCAGCAACCAGGGCUUCAGGCACCCCCAGGGCGAGGCUUUCCGGCUGCUUAGCCACACCCACAUCCAAUCUCCAGCUGUCUCCCCAUUCAAGCCCAAUGAGUUGCAGAGAUAUGGAACAUUGAGCAGAAACGGGGAAGCUUCGGCGGUUCACAUCCUGCAACACCACUACCAUCCUCCAAAUUAUCAAUUUGAGUUUCCUAGUAGUGGUGACGGAGGAGGAGGAGGAGGAGGGCUGUCUCUAGCUACAGGAGGAGACACACAGCAACUGCACUCGGGUUGGAACAACAGAGGGGGCAGUAGUAGUAGUAGUCGUGUAAGUGGUAGCUGGGCAGCUUCAACCGCUGCUGCUGCUGGAUCACUCCAACUGUUUGCGACCCCUGCAGCAUCAUCAGGAUUCCCAUCAUCGCCGAUAAUGAAACCCCCAAGCUGGCUGCAGAAGAAUGACUUCCAUUCUCUCAUGAGACCCACCUAACGUCCACCCCUCUUCCCUACCAAGUCUUUCUGCGCUGCCAUCUCUCUCUCUCACUCUUUGAAUUCUUCCAACUUCCUGUUUUUGAAGCAUGGAAACGUGAAACACUUCCCACUUUUCUUCUGUUCUUCAUUUUCUUUUCGGCAGUGUUAUAAUUUGACGAAGCAAAAGAGAGCCAAGAACCUACGCCGAGGCGUCGAGGGCCCAAGCCCCAAAGACCCCAAACCCACCCCCCCCAGGCCGCAAAAGAGAUUAAAAUGUGCAGUAAUCAAUGGCUAACACAUUUGUAGCUCUUCUCGAUUUCAGGGAUGUUGGGUCAUUGGUUAAACAAAAACCACCUUCGAACGAAUUUCUGACACAAGUUCUGAUCUAAUCUGAUUUUAAUUUUGCUUUUUUGCUUCCCUACAACCCCAAUUCC
Telopea speciosissima is the source of this 2214-nucleotide messenger RNA. RefSeq names its product floral homeotic protein APETALA 2-like. The record is from RefSeq and is a predicted model, not a curated record. Gene Ontology annotation, molecular function: DNA binding; DNA-binding transcription factor activity. The transcript is spliced from 11 exons. Bases 213 to 1799 code for a protein of 528 amino acids. Lineage: Eukaryota; Viridiplantae; Streptophyta; Magnoliopsida; Proteales; Proteaceae. Gene Ontology annotation, biological process: regulation of DNA-templated transcription.